AUGGCACGAAAUAAUGCAGAAAAUAAUCACGAAGAAAUGCUGCGAACUACUAUUCAAUUUGAUACUCAUAUUUGCAGUCUGGUACAACGUAAUGUUAAUGAGUUUUUCAAGCUACGUGAAGAACUUCUUACUAAUACAAACAUACGACGUUUGGCAGGAUUCGAUGAUGUUCUAGCAUCUUUAAUCGAUGGGCCACGUAUUAAACAACUGAAUUCACGUAUUAGUUCGGAUAAAAUUCACAUAGCACUUUGUGGUGAAAAUUCAAGUGGUAAAACAGCAUUUUUACAUACAUUUUUGGGUAUCAGUAAAAUUCUACCGUCUGGUGAUGGCCCUGUUACAGCGCGAAUUACGAAACUGACGUAUGCUCCGGGUGAACAAGCAUGCAUCUGUAUUCGAAAAGCAUUACGAGAUCAAACACUUGCCGAAGACAAAGUGGAUCUGUCGGCUUUUUUUAUUAGCGAAAAGCCUCAAUGGAUUAAUGUCGGACGUGCUCUCUCAAAGCAUGUUAAACGACCAGAAGACAUUGAUUCAGCUUCACAUGAAUUUGCCGAAUGGGCUCGAUGUCUUGUGGAAAUUCAUAUACCAUCACAAACACUUUGUGCAACCGAGGAUAUGGCAAAAUUCAAUGGUAGUAAACCGGAGAUUUGCAGUGGCAAUGUUAAAUCGACUACCUUCAGUAUAUUUACGGGCAACUGGGGAGAUGAAAAAAAUUUAGUUGUGAAAAAACUUAGUCAACCUUUAACUAAUCAGCCGAUGGCAGCUUAUUAUGAAGCACACUAUCAUAGGCAACUGGCCAAAUUAUGUCAUCCAAAUAUUAUUAAUCUUCGUUAUUUUUACGAGCACUAUCUCGAGGAUGGAACGUCCGAAUUAUGGAUGAUCUUUCCACCAUUGACGCAAAGUUUGGCACAAUUUUUACCACGGUGUUCAACAACACUUUCGAUUAAAACGGUUCUCCAAUGGAUGAAUGAUAUUGCUGAUGUACUAAUAACUUUACACGAGAAUGCACUUGUUCAUCGAAACGUCGUAUUAAGCAACAUCCUUCCGUCGGGCAUUGGACCUGUAACCGCACGUAUUGUUCAACUCACUUAUGCACCAGCUGAACAAGCAUUCUUUCGCGUUUACGAAACAAUUGAGAAAGCAUCAGUCCAAUGCGAAGGUGAUUUAUCACAUUUAUUUGAAAAUCAAUUACAACCCGAUUGGGCAGGUGUCACCGAUGUUAUACAACCUCAUGUGAAACGGCCUAGUUAUAUUGAUGAAAAGUCGCCCGAAUUUAAUGAAUGGGCCAAGUGUUUUGUUGAAAUUUCCUUACCAUCGAAAGUCCUCGCAUUAGGUAUUGACAUCUACGAUACGCCCGGUUUCCUUUCGGAUAACCGUGAGCAAGUUUUAACUGAUAAUUUGCAUAAGCUCGUGAAACGUAUUAAACCAACCUUGGUCUUCCUUUACGAAAAUGCUACAAUUAGUGAUACCGAUAAAAAUUGUUUUCUGGCCAUGAAAAAUGCCCUGGGUUCAAUGGAACGUGUAUCGGUAUUUUUCUUGAACACUAAAGCAGAUUGCAUAUCGAUUGCUAAUGAUUAUUACCUUGAUGAUGAUCCAGAAAACGUAACACCCGAUCUCUUCUACGAUAAGCUACGCGAAAAACGGCAACAUUGCUAUGAUCUCCUUCUUCGACGACGCGAAAUGGCUAAUGAAGUUCUUGGUGGCUUGCCUAAGUUGGUUGAUGAGUGUUCAUGUUUUGAUAUUUGCACAGUCCCAGGCGAUUUGGAUUCAUGGGAGGAGUAUUCAAAUUUGAUUAAUACAUCCAGCUUUCAACGUCUAGUCGAAUACGCCGUAAAAGCCUAUUCUGCGCCAACACUAACAUUAGCACGUGAUAUACUUUCUACUAUCGAUGAUUAUUUCGAUAUGACUGUUUCAACAUCCGUUCGUCUACCAAAUCAAUGGAAGGCUCUUCGCGAUGAAGCCAUCGAAUGGGGUCGCAAGUUUUUUGAUGAAUACAAGGAAAUAUUACCUACACUGACUAAUGAUUUAACCACAAACAUUUUAGAUUUACUUGAAAGAUCAAAACAAGAAAUCGUUAAGCAAGCCGCAUUAAUGAUACGUAAUGAUGAUCCUAUUGAUAGACUUCUACAAGACAAUCGUAAAACAAUCAUAGACUAUGUUAGAAUAGCUGUUCAAGAGCAAGUAAUUAAGACAUGUCUUAAUCGAGAACCUGAAAAACGACCGACUGCAAAUAACUUAGUCUCGGAACUAACACAUAUUCAACAUAUGAGUGAACUGAAAUUAUGUAUGGCAUGCGACGAACGAGCUCGAGCAUUACGUUUCGUACCUUGUGGACAUAAAGUUAUGUGCACUCAAUGUUGGGAGACAUGGUGUAGAACAUCGAAUGGUAAUGCUUGCUGCAUUCUCUGCCAAGCAAUUGUCACCAAUUACAAUCACGAUGACAGCAAUGCCACGUUCUACCUGCAGUAACAGGAGAAGAUACCUCUUGAAAACUGCUCCCCAUAUGAUGAUUGUUCGAGUCAUCCGUAUUGCUUCAUUAAGAAAACCAGAAAUCUAUCCCAAAAGAUCUUGCAUGAAGAUAGUCUCUGAAUUCAACCAUUUCUUAUGAUAAUUAUUUUAUGUAUCAUUUAUUUUAAAGCUUGAAAAGAAAAGAAAGAAACAGAGAAAGUUGCCCAUGCAAAUAUGAACUACACAAUGAUACUACCGUACCAUGGUCAUUAGUUAGUUAGUGUGUAUUUCAAAUGAAGUUCUUUUUCUCUUUCUGCAAACUAGUUCCUUCUAAGGUAUCCUUAAAGCACAUGAUUACAAUUGUCCAACGCAUAGAUCAAAGAUAACAGCACCUAGGUUCAAGAAUCUCCGACAUGUUACCGUUGAAAAGACGCUAAUAGAAAUGAUUUUACCGCAGCAUAUAACAUUAUUGUUUAAAUUCGAUAGAAAGAAACAGAAAAUUUCUAUUUUCCAAUUUUAUUUUAUUUUAUUAUAUAUCGACGUUUGGAAGAAUAAAUGGUUAACCUGAAUUUGAUCGAAAAGUUAAAAUGUCGAAAGUAAAAAUGUCGAAAAAAAAAACUUAAAAAUGUCGAAAAUAAAAAUGUCGAACAACAAAAAUGUCGAAUAG
This is a messenger RNA of Rotaria sordida, 3112 nucleotides long. The record is from the annotation of a GenBank genome assembly. NCBI's taxonomy places the organism in Eukaryota, Metazoa, Rotifera, Eurotatoria, Philodinida, Philodinidae.